GUCUACAUACCGCUAAUAAUAAAUUUCUAAACGGGUUGUGCGAUGUGAAUAUGUGUUAUUUUUAUGUAUUUUCUGCAUAUUUAUUUCUUCCACUCUCCUAAAAAACGAAUCGUUUGUAAAAUUUAACAUAAUUUUUAAAAAUAUAGCCUUAACUGGCAACACUUGCUAGCACAUGCUGAUUGGUGACGUAUUUGUUAUUGUUUAUAUGCUGCACUGUUCCAUCUUUACAUAACUGUCAACAUGCUGCGACCGAAUCACCGGCUUCAGUUAAUUUUACAACGUUUUCGUCAUGCAAAAACGCACUGGUCUGAACAGCAAAAGAAACAAUUCCCAAAAGACCGUGCACUAGAAAACUUUGACGAAUUCUACGGCUCCGUAUUCGGGGCACGAUGGAAAAGCAUACGGAUUGCGCUUCAGUGCGAACACAAAUACGUUGCACUGGUGAACCAGUUCGGAGACACCGAGGAAACCAUCCAACAGCUACAAUCGGAUGGUGCCAUUAGUUUGCGCGAUAUUUAUCUAGCGCGGAAAAAUGACUUGGCGGACGGUAAUCAGCAAAUGUUUACCGGAGGUAAAGUGUUUCAGAUGGAGGAGCGUGUUGCAGCAUUUCGAGAUAACCGAAAACAAUCAGAAAGGGACAAUCUGUACCGUGCAGAUCCCACUGCUGCUCCUAAUAGUAUAAAAACAUCCAACACUGACCUCGACCAAAUACGAUCAUCGGAAGCAAUUGAACAAGAUGUAGUGGAUUACAAGAAAUCGCUGGAUAAAAGCUUGAAGGAUGAUUCAGAAAUCGACUAUGAACGAUUGGUUGACCCAACCGUUGGGACAGCGGCUGCAUUACACGAGUUCGUCCCAGCGUCAAAGCUAAAAGGCAUGGAAGAUUACGUGUUCGAGUCGGAACAUUACAAAUACUACAGUAACAGCACUGAUUUUCCGCUUAAAAUUGAAAUGGAAGAAUCGUUCAAUAUUCCGGAACAAUUGCACCUUUACACGUACGAACGGGCCAACGUUUCAACCUUCCGAAGUCCCCGUAAAUGUACAACCGGUGUUUUAUCGCAUUUCCUGUUCGAUGGUGCUUCCUGUUUACCGCCACUGGUCCUUGGUGUGCAACCGGGCGAACGAGUGCUUGAUGCAUGUGCAGCACCCGGUGGGAAAUCAUUACUUUUGCUGCAAACCCUUCUUCCCGGUACGAUGGUUAUGAACGAUAUGGCCGAAAGUCGGUGCAAUCGUAUCCGUCAACUGAUGCGCCAGUAUUUGUAUGAUUUCGAUGAAAAGUGGAAACAAAAACGUUGCUUCAUCACGCAGUGUGAUGCACGCAAUCUGCAAGAGCACUCCAUGUACGAUCGGGUGCUUGUGGACGUUCCGUGCACGAAUGAUCGCCAUUCGGUGAUGGAGAACGAUAAUAACAUUUUCAAACCAUCAUGCGUGAAGGAACGUUUGCGGCUACCUGAGGUGCAGGCGAGUAUAUUGAGCAAUUGUUUGAAACUUCUACGGCCCGGAGGAACGCUGGUGUACUCUACUUGCAGCUUAAGCCCUGUGCAGAAUGACGGUGUCGUUCAUAUGGCUUUAAGCAACGUUUUUAGUGACGCGGGAUUAACGUUUACGAUCAAGGAUCUCAGUCUAGUGAUGCAACCACUACAGGAUAUCUUUAAAUUUGCAAACCCGGCGACGUUAAAGUAUGGACAGUUAGUGCUGCCAUUUCUACCGGCUAACUUUGGACCGAUGUACAUCUGCAAGAUGGUUCGUAAUGAGUAGCAAGUUUACAUCUAAACGAUGCUGGAUUUAUUCGUUAGCUUAUAGUAAAUAAAGAUUUAUACUUUAAGUUUCUUUUUCUUCGGUUUGGCUGCGAUCGGUGCCGGAGCUUUGAAAACGGUACUGAAAGAAAGAAAUAAAACGGUGAAUUAUUAUCACAUA
Molecule: messenger RNA, 1914 nt
Organism: Anopheles funestus (African malaria mosquito)
Lineage: Eukaryota; Metazoa; Arthropoda; Insecta; Diptera; Culicidae
Product: 5-methylcytosine rRNA methyltransferase NSUN4
Exons: 3
Coding region: 241-1755 (504 amino acids)
Biological process (GO): rRNA methylation
Cellular component (GO): mitochondrial large ribosomal subunit
Molecular function (GO): methyltransferase activity
Source: RefSeq, a predicted model, not a curated record